Zingiber officinale is the source of this 532-nucleotide messenger RNA. RefSeq names its product ferredoxin-thioredoxin reductase, variable chain-like. The coding region runs from base 1 to 423 and encodes 140 amino acids. The record is from RefSeq and is a predicted model, not a curated record. Lineage: Eukaryota; Viridiplantae; Streptophyta; Magnoliopsida; Zingiberales; Zingiberaceae. The transcript has a single exon. Gene Ontology annotation, biological process: photosynthesis.
AUGGCGACACCGGCGACAACCCUCCCUCCCUCCUACGCCCCCAUUGCCUCUCUAUCUCCCCCCGCCCGCCCCGUGCCCGUUUUCAACACUAGGACCGCGCGGCGAUUCCCGUGCCGGGUCGCCCUCUCCACCGACCUCUCCUCCUCGUCGGAGAUAGAAGAGGAAGAGCAGCGGGCGGCCGCUAAGAUCGGGAAAAGGGUUCGCGUCACGGCGCCCCUCAGGGUUUACCACGUGCAGAAGGCGCCCGACCUCGAUCUGAACGGCUUGGAAGGAGUAAUCAAGCAGUAUGUUGGGGUCUGGAAAGGGAGAAGGAUCUCCGCCAAUCUCCCUUUCAAGGUCGAGUUCCAAAUCGCUGUCCCAGAGCAGCCUCGCCCUGUGAAGGUCGUCUCUCAUCUCAAGGAGGAAGAAUUCGAGUACCUGUAAAGAUUCAAGAACAUUUCCGGAUUGUAGCAAGAAGAGAGAUGCUUCCAGUCGACAUAUAUACUUUCCUUUAGCUUUAUGAAACAUCUGUCUGUAAAUCGUUGUUCAUCAA